GGCCGGCCAGGAGGACGGGCCUGCGCGCCGCCCGCCCGUCCGCCCGCCCGCCCGGCCCAGCCGCUGCGGCCAUCGCCCCGCGGGACGGCGCGGAUCGUGCAGUCAGAAGAAUUUACUUCAAGUGUGCACAGCUUUAAGAAUAAGACUUUUAAAAAAUCCAAAGUUUGUGGGAUUUGCAAGCAAAUUAUUGAUGGUCAAGGGAUUUCAUGUCCAGCCUGCAAGUAUUCCUGCCACAAGAAAUGUGAAGCUAAGGUUCUGCGGCUUCCCCUGCCACCUGCAACUCUCAUUUGUCACAAACCGCUCAGGUUGCCAGCUCUGAGUUGCACCAUGGAAAACAGCCACGAGCUGGACCUCACUUACAUCACUGAGCGCAUCAUUGCCGUGUCCUUCCCUGCGGGCUGCUCGGAGGAGUCCUACCUGCAUAACCUGCAGGAGGUCACGCGCAUGCUGAGGUCCAAACAUGGGGACAACUACCUGGUAUUAAACCUUUCAGAGAAGAAGUAUGACCUGACAAAGCUUAACCCAAAGAUUCUGGACGUGGGCUGGCCUGAGCUGCAUGCACCCCCCUUGGACAAAGUGUGUAGCAUCUGCAAGGCCCAGGAGUCAUGGCUGAACAGUGACCCCCAGCAUGUUGUGGUCAUUCACUGCAGGGGUGGAAAGGGACGCAUUGGAGUGGUCAUAUCGUCCUAUAUGCAUUUCACCAACGUCUCGGCCAGUGCUGACCAGGCUCUGGACAGAUUUGCAAUGAAGAAGUUCUAUGAUGAUAAAGUUUCAAUGCUGAUGCAGCCUUCCCAGAAACGAUACGUUCAGUUUCUCAGCGGGCUCCUGUCAGGAGUGGUGAAAAUGAACGCCUCACCCCUGUUCCUGCACUUCGCCGUCCUCCACGGCACCCCCAACUUUGACACGGGUGGAGUGUGCCGGCCCUUCCUGAAGCUCUACCAAGCCAUGCGUCCUGUGUACACGUCGGGCAUCUACACUAUUGGCCCAGAACACCAAAACAGGAUCUUCAUCGCCAUAGAACCGGCCCAGCUCCUGAAAGGAGACAUCAUGGUGAAGUGCUACCAUAAGAAGUACCGCUCAGCUACCCGCGAUGUCAUUUUCCGCUUGCAGUUCCACACGGGAGCUGUUCAGGGCUACAGACUUGUGUUUGGGAAGGAGGAUUUGGACAGUGCCAGCAAAGAUGACCGGUUUCCUGAUAAUGGGAAGAUUGAAUUAAUAUUCUCUGCCACUCCUGAGAAGAUUCAAGGUUGUGAGCACUUGCGCAAUGACCAUGGGGUGACUGUGGACUUCAACACCGCUGACCCUUUGAUCCGGUGGGACUCCUACGAGAACCUGAGUGCAGAUGGAGAAGUGCUGCACACACAGGGCCCUGUGGAUGGCAGUCUUUACGCCAAGGUGAGGAAGAAGAGCACGUCCGAGUUGGGGGGGCCCCCAGCUGCCAUUUCCACCAGCAGCCCAGACCACGGGGAGCACACACUGUCGGUCAGCAGCGAUUCUGGACACUCCACCACUUCAGCCAAGACAGAUAGGACUGAGGAGCGCCUUGCUCCAGGGCCCAAGAGGGGCCUGAGCCCCCAGGAGAAAGCUGAAUUGGACCAACUCCUCAGCGGCUUUGGCUUAGAAGAUUCUGGUAGCCACGUCAAGGAUAUGACUGAUGCUCACAGCAAGUACAGCGGGACACGCCACGUUGUACCCGCCCAGGUUCAUGUGAAUGGAGAUGGCAUGCCCAGGGAUCGGGAGACGGACAUCCUGGACGACGAGGUACCCAGCCAUGACCUGCACAGUGUGGACAGCAUCGGGACUCUGUCCUCCUCCGAGGGCCACCCCUCGGCCCACCUGGGCCCUUCCACCUGCCACAAGACCAGCCAGAACUCGCUGCUCUCGGAUGGAUUUGGCAGCCCUGGAGAAGAACCGCAGGGUCCCCUGGGCCCAGACCUGGGCCUCAGUGGGGGGCCCCCAUAUGAGCAGGAGCGGGCUCUUGGGGGUCAAGAGCCCAGACCACUGCAGCCUCUGCUGAGGGAGCCAUCUGUGUCUGCCCAGACGCAGGCCUUUGGACAGAGUGGCUACUCCACACAGACCUGGGUCCGCCAGCAGCAGAUGGUGGCCACACAUCAGUAUGGCUUUGGCCCCGAGUCAGAAGCCAGGCUUGUCAGCCGGGGCUCAUCAGACAGCUCGGGCCUGCUGCAGGCCCAGCCCAGCAUUCUGGUCACACCUGCCAGGGGGCCUGGGAGGGGGGCUGUCCACAGGGGCCUGGGGCUAGGGCCACAGCCCCUGGACACACAGUGCCCCUCUCUAGGCAGGGCCUGCAAACCCAGGUUCUCCGACAUGGGGCUGGUGAACGGGACCGGCCUGGAGCUGAGUACAGACCCCUCUCUGGGCUCGCCCACCCUGGACAUUGACCAGUCCAUCGAGCAGCUCAACAGACUCAUCUUGGAGUUGGACCCCACCUUUGAGCCCGUCCCCACCCACCUCAAUGCCUCUGGUGGCCAGGCCAAUGGCCUGGGAGGUGGACUCCGGGCAGGCGGCUGCUUGCAGGACACAGAGGGCUGCAGAGCGCCCAUGAGGCCAGGCUACUCGAGUGAUGAGGCCCUGGGAGGAACGUACCGGAAGUGGAGCCUUGGACAGUAUGACAACAGUGCUGGGGAGCAGCCUGCCUUCUCCAAGUACGGGUGGGGGAAGACCACCAGUGUGGACCAAGCUCCCAGCCUGGCAUCUUUCCUUUCUCCAGCAGACACCAAAGAGACAGCCAUCUCCACGUACCCCUCGGACCUCGAUGUCAUCGAUGGCAGGAUUUUUUCUUCCACCAAAAGCAGCAGUGAGUCCAUAUCAUCCAUACCAGCAUUUCCUGUGUCUCCAGGGACACCGUAUGUGACAACACCCCCACAGUAUUCCCCGUUCAACCCACCUGGGUCACAGAUGGGCGGCACCAGUGGUUUGUACAAAGGAGAUCAUGAACGACGAGGCUGUCCUGAGAGUCUCGGUCACACUGUGGGGAUGUCAGAGAGCCCCGUGGGACCAAACCCCGUCACGCUUCGGGCCGACCUGCCGCCAGUGCCCUCCUUCCAGCGGACCUUUGCAUCGUCCUGCACCAUUGCCAGCAGCGGCCCUGGCCAGUGCAGGGACAGCUCUUCCUCAGCUGAACACCCAUGGGUGGAGAACACUCCCUCAGCCACACUCAACCUGCUGGGAACCAGCCGGCCUGCAGGAGGACUCCUUGGUGCUAGCGAGUUCACCAACCCUGGCAAGGAUGGUCCCGGACAACCCCACUUCCCACCUGCAGAGCUCCCGGCCUCUUUCCACAGUCAGGAGCUGCCCGUGGUGGAGCUUCCGGAAGUGCUGGGCACACAGAGUGGCCAGACCUCCCUGUCCUUUGGCACUGCCCCCCUGGGAAGUGCUCUCCCCUCCCGGGAGGACCCAGCAGCUCUGAUGGCCAAGUCUCACGAAGGGUCCCAGCCUCCCAGACCCUCGAGGCCCGUCGUGCCGGCCACUGACAGUGGCUUCCUAUCCCACGACUUUCUCAUGCUGGUGCCUGGACACAGUGGCCAGCACAGUUCCGUUGUACAGGGCCAGGGGCUGACUCUGCCUGGGCAGCCUCCUCUCCCCGAGAAGAAGCGGGCCUCGGAGGGAGAACGUUCCCUCGGCUCCAUCUCUCCCUCCUCUAGCGGUUUCUCCAGUCCCCACAGUGGCAGCACCAUGAGCAUCCCUUUCCCAAACAUUCUUCCGGACUUUUCCAAGACUGCAGAGGCAGCAGCACCUUCUCCAGAUAAUUCAGGUGACAAGCAUCUGUCUGUGAAUUUUGUCCAAGAUACAUCCAAAUUCUGGUACAAAGCAGAUAUCUCCCGAGAACAAGCCAUUGCCAUGCUGAGGGACAAGGAACCUGGCUCAUUCAUCGUCAGGGACAGCCACUCCUUCCGAGGUGCCUACGGCCUGGCCAUGAAGGUGGCCACUCCACCCCCGUCAGUCCUGCAGCUGAACAAGAAAGGUGGAGAUUUGGCCAAUGAACUUGUUCGGCACUUUUUGAUUGAGUGCACCCCAAAGGGUGUGCGGUUGAAAGGGUGUUCCAAUGAGCCAUAUUUCGGUAGCCUGACAGCUUUGGUCUGUCAGCAUUCCAUUACAGCCUUGGCUUUGCCCUGCAAACUGCUCAUUCCAGACAGAGACCCUUUAGAGGAGAUCGCGGAAAGCUCACCUCAAACAGCAGCCAACUCGGCAGCUGAGCUGCUGAAGCAGGGAGCAGCCUGCAAUGUAUGGUACCUGAAUUCCGUGGAGAUGGAGUCCCUCACAGGCCACCAGGCUGUCCAGAAGGCCCUGAGUAUCACCCUGGUCCAGGAGCCACCACCCUUGUCCACCAUCGUGCACUUCAAGGUGUCAGCCCAGGGCAUCACCCUCACGGACAACCAGAGGAAGCUGUUCUUCCGGAGACACUAUCCCGUGAGCAGUGUGAUCUUCUGUGCGUUGGAUCCACAGGACAGGAAGUGGAUCACAGAUGGUCCUUGCUCAAAAGUCUUUGGAUUUGUGGCACGGAAGCAGGGCAGUACCACAGACAACGUGUGUCACCUGUUUGCGGAACACGACCCUGAGCAGCCCGCCAGUGCCAUUGUCAACUUUGUGUCAAAGGUCAUGAUCGGCUCCCCGAAGAAGAUCUGAGCCCCUGCCAGCCUGGAGACCCCAGAGAUGCUGGGACAGCAGACUCUGACCCUGAAACUCUGGGCCCAGCAGAUGAAAGAGCUUCACCUUUACAAAGAGAACAGACAAGACACCCGCUCCCGGCACUUCCUGGGUGAAAGGAGCUGGGCACCAGGCUUCUAACUGGAAGAGUUAAAGGACCAUGCGAGGAAACGCUGAGUUCACGCUGCUGAGAAGGCUCUGAGCCCCCCACAGGGAGCGAGGAACCACCAUUGCCGUGGUUUCUGCCCAGCCAACAUUCCAGGGGAGUCUGCCCUUCACUUCAGAAGGGACUGCAUGUUUUCAGGGGUUGGGGCAGCUGAGUCAGGCCUUUGUGGAGC
Molecule: messenger RNA, 5003 nt
Organism: Sorex fumeus (smoky shrew)
Lineage: Eukaryota; Metazoa; Chordata; Mammalia; Eulipotyphla; Soricidae
Product: tensin-3-like
Exons: 30
Coding region: 328-4644 (1438 amino acids)
Biological process (GO): dephosphorylation
Molecular function (GO): phosphatase activity; protein binding
Source: RefSeq, a predicted model, not a curated record